Messenger RNA from Suillus subaureus, 519 nucleotides. RefSeq lists its product as uncharacterized. The transcript is spliced from 2 exons. The record is from RefSeq and is a predicted model, not a curated record. Bases 1 to 519 code for a protein of 172 amino acids. NCBI's taxonomy places the organism in Eukaryota, Fungi, Basidiomycota, Agaricomycetes, Boletales, Suillaceae.
AUGCCUGUCACUGGUAUCUGUCACUCACAAUCUGGAUAUGUAUAUGGCAUUGGUAGAAACAUGCUGGAUAAGUUGGAAGAUGAUCAGUAUGCACAUCAGUGGAAUAUUAGUCCUUAUUACCCUUUCCAUGAUGAAGGUGAAUGGGAAUUAGGGAAGUUCUUAGUGGAAAAUCUUACUCAAACACAAAUCACCAAGUUCUUGAAGUUGAAAUGGGUAAUGAGGAAUAAUGAUCUAAGCUAUUAUGCAAGACCAUCCUUCACCACAAAGAAUCACCUCCUGGACUGGAUGGACUCACUGCCUUAUUUUAUUCCAUGGAAGGUCUCUAACAUAAAAUUUAGAGGCUAUAUGACCAUCCAUCCUGUGGAGCUUGUUUGGCAUAAUGUGCUGGAGGUUGUCAAGCAACUCUUUAGUGAUCCAACAUUUGCAAACCACAUGACCUUUAACCCCCAUAUUGCUAACACUAAAAAUCAGUGCAAAUAUGGAGACUACAUGAGUGCCAAUAUGGCAUGGAAAAUUUAG